AAUUUUGAAUUGUUGUAUUGUAAAUAUUAGAUACAUUAAUUUGUACCUGGUAAAUUAUGAUCAUUGGGAUUUGUAAGUUUAAAAUUCGUUCUUGUUAUACCUGACUGCAGAAGUUUAAUCAAAAACUUACCUACUACUUGAAAUUGGAUGACGGUAAGGAAUAAGAGCUAGAAUAAUUAUGAGUAAGUAUUCAAGUGAUUCAAACUCGCGUGACAGAACUAGAAGUUAUAGUCGUUAUUAUAACCAAAGGCACAGAUCUUCCAGCUCUUCAUCAACAGACAGUUCAAGAUAUUCCAGAAAAAAACAUUCAAGCAGAUCUGGAUCAAGACAUCAUAAGAAAUCAAAGCGUAGACACAGAUCCAAUAGUUCAUCAGAAUAUUCAUCGUCAAGACACAAACAUUCUAGCCGUUCCUACCAUAAAGAUGAAAGUCGUUUGAAAAGAAAACAUCAUAGAAAAAGUUCAUCUUCUAGUUAUGAUUCAAAUAACUCCAAUUCUUCAAUUAAAGAUCACCAAUCUAGCUCCAAAACACUCAAUGAUAACGAAAGAACUAAAAGGGUACAUCCUAAUUCAUUGUCUACCUACCAAGAUGAUUUGUUAAUUGUAAAAUCUGAAUCUGUUAACAAAAAAGAUGAUGACGCAAAUUGGCUUCAAAACAAUGUUUUGGAUAUUAUGAAAAGAGAAAAUUCAAUUGAACAGAUCAAUCAAGAAGGAUUUGUGUUUAAAGUUUUUAAUCCGUCAUCUGAACAAAAAUAUGAAGAAACUAAAGAUAAAACCCAAUUUGAUGUUUCAAACAURAAUGAAGAAGACAUUGAUACUUUGCCAACAGAAGAAUCAACAUUUUUUAUAUGCAAUCCAGAGAGAUUAUUGAAUGCUAGGUACAAAUUACUUACAAAGCAAGAGCGGUGUAUAAACUGGGCAAAACAAUUAUUUGAAUCUUAUUAUCAGUCUGAGCGUAAUGGUGGAGAAUUCGCAGAAUAAUGUAACUGAAAGUUAUUUUUUCAAUUUUAAACUCAUACACGCACAUUAUGUAAUUUCAAAUCAAAUAUUAGAAGACUUUGAUUUGCAAUACUAUUAUURAACUAUUUUUUAAUGUUAAUUUUUUUAUUACUUAAAAGAUCCAAAGAUAUUGUAUUGAGAAAUUAUAUUUUUGCUAAGAUUCAAAUAUGUUUUAAGAAUAAUUAAAUAAACAUUAAAUUUUAUAUUGUUCAUACUUUAUAAGCUCAUUACUACAUUGUUCCAUCAGUGACAGUGUGUAUAAAUAUAAAUGUAUGAAUUUAUUAAUAAAUGUAAUCAAUUAUAAACAGGGAAAUAAAAAUCAUCUUCUUUUGAGGUAAUAGAUCAUUUUUUAUAUAACAAUUAAAUAGAUUAAGCAAUAACUUUACUGUAAUUAAAAUUUGUUUUAGUAGAAAAUAAUUUAAGCCUAUAUUAUGGCUUAUAUUAUUUGACAUGUUUAACUAAACUGUCAAUAUUUUUCUUACGUUAAACAUUAUUUCAAUGUGACAAAUUGAACUGGUUAAAAUUAGCACCUUUCUGUAUGUAURUAGUUUCAUAUUAGUAGAAAAUUUGUAUAAUGUACAGGGUGUAUCUAAUAUAGUUGUGCAUGUUGUUUUUAAUAAUUUUGAAUCAAUAAUAUAGAAUUUGAGUUUAAAAAUAAUAAUUGUUACUUUAUUUUAUAUCGUUUUUUUGAUUUUUUGAAGCUCUGUUUGUACCAACAACAAAAUCUAUUUUAAUUUAACGACCGUAUAUUGUACUAAUGCUUUUUUUCUGAAAGACGCUUAUCAACACUGUUAAAUGAUCAAUUUUUUGACUUCUCAGUCUUAAUUACAAUCUCUAAAGUUAAGUAAAUUCAUUAAUAGUCUUGAUUUUAAUAAUUAUAAUACAUUUAGUUUAAUAGACCUGAAUAUU
Messenger RNA from Diuraphis noxia (Russian wheat aphid), 1906 nucleotides. RefSeq lists its product as uncharacterized. Lineage: Eukaryota; Metazoa; Arthropoda; Insecta; Hemiptera; Aphididae. The record is from RefSeq and is a predicted model, not a curated record.